Molecule: messenger RNA, 1016 nt
Organism: Meloidogyne enterolobii
Lineage: Eukaryota; Metazoa; Nematoda; Chromadorea; Rhabditida; Meloidogynidae
Source: the annotation of a GenBank genome assembly
UAUUUGGUAACUAAACUUUACAGAGUGCUUGAAUAUUCAGAAUAUGAUGAACAUCUUUUUCAGCCAUAUAUUAGCCAAUUUAUGUCUCAGAAGAUACACGCUUCUGGCUUUGACCAUAAUAUUAAGGGAAAUGUAGAAAAGGAAAAUCAAUUCAUAAACGAGUGCAAAGAAAUGUUUGGAAUAAAUAUUGAAAAAGAAAAAAUGGAAUUAAAUAAGGGAAAAAGAACCUUGGCAAAAUUAAGUUUAAAUAAUUUAUGGGGUCGUUUCUCCCUUCGGAAUUUUGGUUUAACACAAUGCCAGAUUACGGAUGACCCUUCAGAAUUAUGCAAAAAAUUUGAAGACAAUACAAUAGAAAUCAACUCAAUUGACGAGCUUACUGAAAAUGUGAUUCUUAUAGGAUAUAUAAAAAAUAAAGAUUUUGUGGAAGAACAUCAAUGUUCUAAUGUAAUUAUUUCAUUAUGGACGACUUCGGCAGCGAGGAUUCACCUGUUGCAUGCAAUGCAAAAGGUUGUCAGGACUCCUGGCUGUCAACUUCUAUAUACGGACACAGAUUCCUUAAUUUUCACUCAUCCAAAGAAUAUUUGUCCUCUUGAACUUGGUCCCCACUUAGGUCAAUUUACUGACGAGUACCCCAAUCAUGAAAUAAUCGAAUACUGCUCGGGUGGGGCGAAACAAUAUGGCUUAAAAUUACAAAAGAAGUCGAGUACAGAGGUAGAAUAUGUUUUAAAGGUGAGAGGAAUAACACUCAAUAAUGAUAUUAUUAAAAAUCAGGGGUUAUAUUACGAAACAUUUAGGGAACAAAUUUUUAAUUUUACAAAAUUUAAUAAUAUUCCUAUACAAAUUGUCUACCCAAAUUUCUUAAGACCAUCAAUUCGAUCCGGCACUGUGACCUCUUAUCCCCUUAAAAAAAUUUAUAAGCCAUUUGUUGGCAAGGGUAUAGUCCGCCCUUCGGACUUUACCGUUCUCGACUUUGGAUAUGUAAGCAACCGUCACCCACGUAUUUCAUUUUGAAUUUU